Molecule: messenger RNA, 5605 nt
Organism: Hemiscyllium ocellatum (epaulette shark)
Lineage: Eukaryota; Metazoa; Chordata; Chondrichthyes; Orectolobiformes; Hemiscylliidae
Gene: mpnd
Product: MPN domain containing
Exons: 13
Coding region: 193-1635 (480 amino acids)
Biological process (GO): double-strand break repair
Cellular component (GO): BRISC complex; BRCA1-A complex
Molecular function (GO): metallopeptidase activity; polyubiquitin modification-dependent protein binding
Source: RefSeq, a predicted model, not a curated record
UCUCCUCCCAGUCUGUCUGUCUCUAUCAUCAAUAAAGCUGCUCUCUGGGACAAGGAAAAACCCUCACUUUUAUACAGUAGCCACUCCAUCCUCCCAGUUUGCCUCUCUCUUGACUUUACCAAAGCAGAAGGACUAAAGAAGAGGAGACAACCUGCUCAAGAACAAAACCAGGAAAAGAAGCUUUUGACAGGAAUGGCUUCUGACCCGUCAUCGCCUGCUGUGGAGGAGGGAGUCGAGGAUGAGGAGGAUGACGUGGACAUGAACUUGGAAGAGGCAGAGAAUGGGACUAUUGGGAAAAUGCACAGUCCUCGGGGAACGUUGCUCACUCGUCGUGGGAUUACACUGCGUGUGCUUCUCAAAGACAAAGUCAUUCAGCCAGGAGAAGGCCUGCUCACCAUUCACUAUUUAGGAAAGACGUUUGUUGGAGACCUGUUGCCUGACGGGAAGAUUCGAUGGCAAGAAACGAGCCAGAUUUUCAACUCUCCCAGCGCAUGGGCCACACACUGCAAAAAGCUCGUCAAUCCAGCCAAGAAAUCUGGCUGUGGCUGGGCCUCUGUGAAGUACAAGGGACAAAAACUGGACCAAUACAAAACCAUGUGGCUGCGGAAGCAACAGCCACCACUGCAGGCUGUGGAAAUGAAUUUAGCCAGUGAAGAAGAUGAGGAAAUUCCUGAAGAGGAAGAGCUUGAAAACCACAGCAAAAAGAUCCUGAAGUCAGAUAAUCAGGUCAAAAAAGUAGAGGAGAAAAGCAAGAAACUACAAGCUAAAAGCUCUCGAGACUCCAGCCUAAUGGAUAAUGGACACAGCAUAAUAAAAGCUCGCAACAAAGACCUAGGCCCAGUUCAGUACUCUGUCAUCGGGAGCAGAGACCCAGGAAGGGAUCCUCAUACGCUUGUUGAACUAACAUCAUUCACCUCUGUGAAUAAAUUCCAGCCGUUUAACGUUGCAAUUUCGAGCAAUGUGCUGCUGCUAGUGGAUUUUCAUUGCCACCUGACCACCAGCGAGGUAGUGGGCUAUCUCGGAGGGAGGUGGGACACAAGCACACAGUUGUUGACAAUCCUCCGAGCUUUUCCAUGUCGAAUACGGCUUUCUGACAAGGACUCUGCUUCUGCAGUCGAAGAAGAGAUUUGCCAGAACCUGUUCCUGCGGGGGCUGUCCUUGGUAGGUUGGUACCACAGCCACCCGUACACGCCUGCUCUGCCCUCCCUGCAAGACAUCGAUUCGCAGAUGGAAUAUCAACUGAAACUACAGGGAACCACCAACAAUUUCCAGCCCUGUCUAGCACUGAUCUGUGGGCCGUAUCAUCAAGGAAGCACUGACUUGGAAUCCAAAAUUGCUCCGUUCUGGGUUCUGCCUCCCCCAGAGCAAAAACCCAAUGAUUAUGGCAUUCCCAUGGAAGUGGAGAUGACCUACGUGCAGGAUACAUUUCUAACCUCGGAUGUCCUACAUGAAAUGAUGCUUUUGUUGGAAUAUUACAAAACAGCUCCAGACAUUGUGAAAUUCAAAGACAAAUGGAAUGAGGACACAACAUAUUUGGAGAAAGUUAAAGGAUCCCUGGCCAAUAAGACACCAAAGGACCAAACCUUUGUCAAAGUUCUGGAACACAUUUAUAACCAGCUGAGUGCCUGCAGUUAGUUAACUUCAUUUGGAUUCUUAGCAUCUGAGAAAUGGAACGAAGCUGGGAAAAAAAGAAGGAAUGGAGGAAGGUGAAUGUGGAAAUUAUUCAGAAGAGAUCAGGAUCAGAUUGGAAUGUGAUUGUUCAGUGUUUCCUGUUUUAAAUAGUCUUUGUGUUAGAGACAAACAAAUUUGCCUCAAAAUGGUUGAAUGUUGACACCGAUUUCAGUUCGUAGAAUGUUGGUAUCUAGUUUCACAAUUGAAUGACAGCUAGAAUGCAAAACGUUAAACAUGGAGACCUUCUGAGACACUACAUUUAAGUAAUGAAUUUAAGAAUGUUUUGUGAAUGAUUUUGUAAAAGCUCACUUCCACAAUAUCUGUGUGUGUUGUGUACUUUCACAAGUUUGUAGAAUGAACUGGAAUCCUGUUGGUGAGUCCGACAAAAAAGACUAGAUCCCUGGUUGGAAGCCUGUCAUGGCAGUGUGGAAAUAGGGAAAUUGGUAAAAAGAACAUUACAAAGCUGCAGGGAUGUACUGAAAUGGUUUUUGUCACUGAGGGUACAUGUGAUAGGAUGGCUGCAAAAUCUGAAGAGGUUCUGCCUUCUUAAAAAGAAUUGUUUACUGGAAAGUUAAGCAUCUACACAGGUUCAACCUGAGAUGCAUUAGACUGACACAGAAUAGCUGGUGGAGAGUCUCACCUCUUUGUGCCCCUUUGCACAUGAAAUGGAGGAAUUAUGAGAAGUACCAGCAAUCUCAUGCUGUUGAGAAUGCCAAUGUACGGAACCCGCCUUGGAGAUUGGAAGCUUUCCAACUCUGUGUGGUCUCAUUUAAUUAUUUGUACUUUCUCCAGUAAAAAUUAGAAUCCAAUUACUCAUAAAUGCACUUGGAGAAGUGGUGAAUUUAGACCUUGCCUCCUUGUUUUUCCUUUGAUCCUUUUGCAUCUUGUUAAUUGGGGUUCACACUCCUUGGCUGGCCAGUUGAGCACUGCUGGCAGUAGAAAUUUAGCAUUGCUCCCUCUCCUUCUACUACCUAUUGAUUUUUUUGUUUUUGUUUUUUGGGAACAACCAGAACGUCACUUCACUGGGACUGUCCAAUUCAGCAUGGAAAGAGAAAGGGCUCAAUUAAAAUGACAGAACCAACAUGGCUUCCCUUUUCCCAUGAGCAACUGGCAGGGGUCCUAUUAGCUGCCGUGAGUGGUGGGUUUCAGACCAGGAGAUCACAGUUCAGAGAAUUUGAAGUACACGCCUAUGUCUCAUCAGUAUUGACAUUUUCCUGUGUAGUUUUUCCACAAGACUCUCUUUAGGCUAGUUGCAAAGUUAGUAAAAAAAAAUCAUGUCUGAAAAGCUGGGAUCCAUGCUCUUGCCUUAUCUAGUUGCCAAAAUGUAAUGAUAGUAGAUUGAGACUGUCCUAAGCUGACUGUGUUUUAGUGAGUCAGAUUAUAGUGUUGUAGGACAUUCAGGUCUUUUCUGUUGUGGGCCAUUGGGUGCUUCUUAUUACAAGAAAAAUGCAUAGUAGGUGCUUUAUAAAAUGUAAAUACCUCACGUACAAUAGGAAAGAAAAUGUGCAAGUUUUGCAAGUAUUCAGCAAGUCCUCUUACUGGUAAGUAAAACACGAGCCUGUCAUCUUUUGAAUUUCGAAUUGAAUUAACAGAUUUGCUGUCAUCAGUUAGUCGUAUUGACGCACUAACAUUUGAUCCAGAGAUGAAAAAAACAGGCUCCAUCAGGGUGUAUUGCUGAUCUUGCCCAAGGUUGCAAUAAAUUGGCCUCCCCUCAGCUUGAAGUGUGUGUGUGUGAGCGCACUAUUUGAUAAAAUUUCAUGGACAUUCACUGUCACUUGGAUAAGGCACAAGAGGUUUCCUGGCACAGGAUUAAUGUUUUCCACAGGGAGAAGUGGGAGAGGGAGUUAAAGCUCUGGUUCCAUCUAAAAUGCUAGCAACCUUCGAAAUUAUCACAGUCUUUUUAACAAGACUUUGUGAACCAGUUCAAACAGUCUUUGCGCUGCAAGACAUUCUUAUCUUUUGCAUUCUUGGUUCAUGAACACACUGUAGUCCACUGUCUUAACUAUUAAUCUUAAUGAAUCACGACCACACCCCCAACAGUAUCCGUCACAAAGCUACUAAAAACUUGCACAUAAGAGCUGCUGUGGUGUAGUGUUAGUGUCCCUAUCGCUGGACCAACCCCCACUCAGUGCACCAACAUGGCUGGUGUGUAAUAAGCAAUGGUGCGGGGUUUAUGUGUUCCCCCAGAAAUAACCAUAAAUUCCAAAGCCAUAAUGUCUUAGGAAAGUAUAAGCUGACCACUAGAUGACACUGCCGCAUUUGUUUUUUUUUCUGUUCUCUUGUGGUUGCAGUUUCGUCACUGUGAGGGGGUGAAAGGAAACAAAUUUGCCUGUUCUUCAGCAAUUAUGGUACCACCGUUUGUUUGGAUUGGCCUUCACAGGGCUGGGGUUUCCAAACAUCAAAGGCUUGCUGCGAGCAAGUGAAUAAAUAACCAGUGUCACCAUUGUACCUAGUUGUUUUAGUAAUACAGUUGAUGUUUACUUAUGGACACGAGUCCCUGUCUUGGAGCAAAUCCAUGGUAUAAACACAUGGGGAAAGAGUCCUCCACUGAGUGAAACUACUUUUGCCAAUAAACUGCUGCUGUUCGGAGUUAGGUUUCCAAUCACUAACCUGGAAAUGCUUAAUGCAGUAUUAUUGAAAUUCCUUUUGAGUUAUCUUAACGUUGGGGAAGUUAACUGGUUAGCACCCAUGACAAAAGAACAUUAGAAGCAGGUUUACAGAAACAGCACCCCUUGUGGUCGAAAUGGCCCAGAAAUCCUUCGACGGAAACCGAUUUAUUUCGUGUGUCACUGUUGUGACUAUUGAUAGUGUUGGAAUCAACAAAACACAGAGAUGGAUUCAAAGCUUUAAACCUUUGAAUAAUGCAAGAUGUUUGUUAGAAUUUCCUCAACAGACAAGGUUUUGCAUCAGAAUGCAUGAUCAGAAAUUUGCCCAAUUGUAUGAUGUCUGUAAUUUCAAGCCUUUGAUUUUUUUUUCACACGAGCAAUGGACAAGGCCAUAACAACUAGUCUGGCACUGUUAAAGAUGGCAUCUAUGAUGCCUGAAAGUUGCAGGAGUGGAUUUAGAGAACAGAAAAAAAAUUCAUUUUCAAUCUACGGAGAAAGGGGUGGCACAGUGGCUCAGUGGUUAGCACUGCUGCCUCACAGCGCCAGAGACCCGGGUUCAAUUCCCGCCUCAGGCGACUGACUGUGUCGAGUUUGCACAUUCUGCCCAUGCGUGGGUUUCCUCCCACAGUCCAAAGAUGUGCAGGUCAGGUGAUUUGGCCAGGCUAAAUUGCCCGUAGUGUUAGGUGAAGGGGUAAAUGUAGGGGUAUGGGUGGGUUGCGCUUCGGCUGGUUGGUGUGGACUUGUUGGGCCAAAGGGCCUGUUUCCACACUGUAAGUAAUCUUAAAAAAAAUGCUGCAUCAACAGAAAAUAACAAUUUGAUUUUAGUAAUCACAUUUACCUUUCGACGAAAGUAUUAGAAGCCACUUUGGUUGGUUUGACAUGUUAAGAACAAAUAGCCUCUGCUCAAAAAGACAUAGCAGUUACACUUUUUGAUCUUAAAUGGGGAUGGGGAGGGAUCACUACUUUAGCAGCAGAACGAUGCGAUUUACACAGUGUAACGCUCCUGUUCCAAGUGUGAAGGACACAACAUGGGAUUUAUCAAUUACUUAAAAGACUUUGCAGACCUGCCCAUCUAUUAUACUUUACCGAAUCAGAGUUGCAGGUCAGAUUUUCAGUCUUUAUCAACUUUGGUUAAUACAUCAACCUACAGCCAUUUCUCAGGAGCUGCAGGAACAUAACAUUCACUUAAAAUGAUUUGACUCAUGGAAUUCUUAUCUGUUUGUAAUUUAUAUUGUGACUACAUAUGUGCCACUUAUGUCCAUGUUUCUGAACAUGUGAUUGUAUUUUUGUGUUUUUUAUUGUAGCACUUUAGAGAAGUAUCACCAAUU